This is a messenger RNA of Closterium sp. Naga37s-1, 199 nucleotides long. NCBI's taxonomy places the organism in Eukaryota, Viridiplantae, Streptophyta, Zygnematophyceae, Desmidiales, Closteriaceae. The record is from the annotation of a GenBank genome assembly.
GACGAGUGGACGGGGGAGCAGAAGCUGCAGUACAGUGAUGUCAGCGAUGACAUCAUCCCCGAAAGCGUGCGGCCAAUGGGCAACUACGCCGUCUCUUGUGUGGCCUGAUAGGUUCAGCCAGGCCAUGUGCAACGACAGCGAGGGGGAGGAGGGAGAGAGUGACGCACUUGUGGCCGUCACACAACUGCCAACCUUCCAG